This is a messenger RNA of Guillardia theta CCMP2712, 312 nucleotides long. RefSeq lists its product as hypothetical. NCBI's taxonomy places the organism in Eukaryota, Cryptophyceae, Pyrenomonadales, Geminigeraceae. The record is from RefSeq and is a predicted model, not a curated record. The transcript is spliced from 2 exons. Gene Ontology annotation, molecular function: protein binding. The annotation marks the transcript as partial. Gene Ontology annotation, cellular component: nucleus; cytoplasm.
GCUGGAGCCAACGUGAACCAGGUGGACUUUGCCGGGUUCUCUGCGCUGCAUAGGGCGGCAUUCCAAGGGAAACUUAAAGUAGUGGAGCUGCUGAUUCAGGCAGGAGCGAACGUGAACCUGCAGGAGUCAGGAGGACGCACGCCUCUGCAUCAGGCUGCCGCGCAGGGGCAUCUAGACGUAGUGGAAAAGCUGAUCCAAUGUGGAGCUGAUGCCAAGAUCAAAGACUUUCCCAUGCCGAUCGAUGUACCUGCUCCUCCUCCUGCUCCUGCUCCUGCUCCUACCCCUCCCCUGCCCGCUCCGUUCCUGACCUGA